UGAUGGCCAGUCUGAUCAACCAGACCCCAGACCAUCCUGUACCCUUUCUCAUCAGCCACCUGCAGACCAAGCCAGGCAGCCCCGGCAAGCUGCACAGAACACUGGCGGGCUCCGCCGCUCUGUGGGCCCAGAGCGGUGCAGCGGAGAGUGAGGGAGGUCCUGACUUCAGGAGUUAUGAGAAGCACUGGCAGAUCCACCCGAACAAACCCAAGAAAUCCAAGAGUGAUCUGGCUGUGUCUAACAUCUCCCCUCCUUCAGCAGAAUCUAAGUCCU
Molecule: messenger RNA, 273 nt
Organism: Salmo salar (Atlantic salmon)
Lineage: Eukaryota; Metazoa; Chordata; Actinopteri; Salmoniformes; Salmonidae
Source: RefSeq, a predicted model, not a curated record